GCCACAGAGCGCGGGCGCGCAGAUCACUAGUGUGAUCGUACCACUCGAAACGUUCAGUCCAGGAUGAAACUAACAAUAGCUUUACUGCUCUGUGCAGCAGUGUGCCAAGCUGAUGACAUAGCUUCAGCUGCAGGGCAAAUCUUCCAAAACAUCUUGCCUGGCUUAAUCAAGAACUCUGUCACCGGUCAGGAUGGUAACACCGGAGCGAACACGCUCCAGCAAAUCGGGACCGUAGUAGGCGGUGUUGUGGACUAUGCGAAGAAAAAGAGCUAUGAAGAUCUCCUACGUCAAGUACAGGAUCAAACGUCCGAUGAUGACCUGCUCCGUGUCGGUGAGGAAAUGUUCAAUGCGGAUAUUAACAAUGCCAUCAACUAUAUCCAGGUCAAUUUGCAAGGCAAAACCUCUGCUAUGUCUCGGAAUGAUGAAGCGCAAACGAACCUACUGUCGGUUCCUGACAAUGUAUGGAACGGACCAACAAUCCGACCGAUGGUGGCACUUUUUGAUAAUUACCACAAGAACGUAAUUAGACCGGAAUUCGUGACGCCAAGUGAAGAAACCGAGGUGAUCACGUAUAUCAACACAAUCCUGGCCACAGGGCCGAUUAGGAGCCUGAUGACGUUCUUAGUCAGCAAAGGUCUCACACAAAUGAACGAGUACAACGAGCAAGUGGAAUUGUUGAAAAAGAUCUGGUUUACAAAGUACGCGCGCCACUGGACCGGCUUGUGCAAAUGCAGUUGCGCUUUCGAAAACGUCUUUAUGGCCGAGCUCAAGUCUAAUGACGUUCUGGGCAUGCACAGCUGGCUGUUCUUCGCUAAACGCGAGCAAGAUCGCAAAGCUAACUAUUUGGGAUACAUCGACAAGCUUGACCUAUCUGGAAAAGGGUUGAUCCUAAAGCAACACUCAGUGCUAAGUGACACGAAAGACGCGCCUGAAGUCAACAUGUUCGUGGGCACUUCCCCUGAAUUGGAGACAGCUCUAUACACUCUCUGCUUCAUGGCUCGCCCGGACCGCCCCUGCAAGCUACGAUACAACAACGUGGCGUUUACUGUUCAAACCAAGACGUUGAAGGCUGAUAACUUACUCGUUAUCGACACCGCUUAUCCGACAUUUUAAGUUUUACGUUAAUUAGAGCUACUGGUGUUUCUUAUCUAUGCUAAGAUUAGGGUUGCCACCUACCGUGAGGUAUAGAGUUAUUAUUUAUACCUAGUUAGAAUAACUAUUUAUAGACUCUUAGGUAUUAUUUCCUUCUUUUCGGUGUUUGCCAAGAUAUAUGUGUCUUGUGCUAAAUUUUAUUUUGUAAUGUAUACUUUAGGCGUCCUUAUGUCCAGUUUUCGACUAUAGUAAACUGCUACAUAUUGUAGCACGUGGUAUGUAUAUUGUUGCAGUCACAAAAGUUACGCAAGUAACAAAGGGCUUUAAACUUUUUGUCUAGAAGAUGGGAUAAUUGACCUCCAAAUAUCUCAGUAACAUGACCCCUUGGGAUACCAUGCAACUUGACAUUGUUCGUCUGUUUUCUCUACAUAUACGGUUCUUUAGUCCAAUCGAAACUCGAUCGUCAAGUAUAUCAAAAGCUUUGACCUAUACCUACUACUGUGACUUGACAUAUAAGUACUAACAGAGUAACUUAGAUAAAGGCUUGAAAAAUGGUAGCUAUUUACUCAAACUGUCGCAUCUUUCCUAUAAAAAAGGUGGUAACCCUAAUAUAAGCAAAGAUCAUUUACUGUUCAGCCUGUAACUUCUUAAGUUACAUUAUCACAACAAUGUCUCUCUAAAUAAAAACAAUAUUCUCAAUUAGUACCUAAAUACUUGUUAUUUUUUAAAUAAAUGUAGUAACAAAAUA
Bicyclus anynana (squinting bush brown) is the source of this 1840-nucleotide messenger RNA. Its product is annotated as endoribonuclease CG2145. The transcript is spliced from 6 exons. The coding region runs from base 64 to 1113 and encodes 349 amino acids. Gene Ontology annotation, molecular function: RNA endonuclease activity. NCBI's taxonomy places the organism in Eukaryota, Metazoa, Arthropoda, Insecta, Lepidoptera, Nymphalidae. The record is from RefSeq and is a predicted model, not a curated record.